Molecule: messenger RNA, 1544 nt
Organism: Aspergillus eucalypticola CBS 122712
Lineage: Eukaryota; Fungi; Ascomycota; Eurotiomycetes; Eurotiales; Aspergillaceae
Product: putative RING finger domain protein
Exons: 2
Coding region: 146-1360 (404 amino acids)
Cellular component (GO): nucleus
Molecular function (GO): ubiquitin protein ligase activity
Source: RefSeq, a predicted model, not a curated record
CUUCAUCCCCUCAUCUACCCACAUAACUUACUCCGCACCGACCCUCCGACCUCCGAUCCCCACUCCGCAAUAUCUUCUCCCUCGCCGAUGCUCCAUCCAUAACCUCACAUCAACCAAUCCACCUCCCCCGCAGAGAAUCACCACCAUGGCGCACUCUAAGCGCAACACCUCUCUUCCACACUUUACCUCCUACGAGCGCGAUCUCCUCAAAUCAAGCUGGGGCACCAAACGCGGCGUCAUCGGCCGCGACUCUUUCCUCCCAUUCGGCUCGUGUCGACUCUGCCUACACCCGGCGCGGGAACCCGUCGUCGCCUGCGCCACCAACGGAGAUCUCUUCUGUCGCGAAUGCGCCAUCAGCGACCUUCUCGCCCAGCGACAGGAGAUUAAGCGCCUUGAAAAGGAACGCGAUGAAGCCAAAAAGCGUCUUGCAGAAGAGGAGGAGCGGGCAUUAGAUGAAGCGCGAACACGGGAACUCCGUGAUUUUGAACUAGUGAGCAUGGGGUUAGAUGCAGCAGCGAAGAAAAACAACGGGUCAAGCCAAUCACAGAAUGACGAGAGCUCCAAGAAACGGAAAGCAGAUACUACAGAAGCAUUGGCUGCUUUCAAAGCGCGAGAGGUAGAAGUGGACGGGAAGCGGAAGAAGGUGUUUGAGUUGGAUGAUAAAGAGAUGGCUAGAAUUGCGCGCGAGGAGCAGGAACGCCUGAGGGAUGAGUUGAAGAAAGAAAAGGUCUACUACUAUUGUCAAACCCCCCUUGGUAAGAAGCUCACUGACCAUCCCCAGGAAGCAAAUAAAUCAGCCCUCCCAUCCUUUUGGGUCCCCUCGCUCACACCCACCACCGACCCGAACGAAAUCGCCGCCAACAAAACCAUUAAACUAACACCCAUUUGCCCUGCUUCUACCGACUCCAACCGCCACAGCUACUCCCUCAAAUCCUUAGUCGAGGUGCACUUCACCGAAGAAAAGACCUCCGAUGGCUCCCCGGCCCGUGUCUGCCCAAGCUGCAAGAAAACACUGACGAACGGGCUCAAAGCAAUGCUAACGAAACCCUGCGGCCAUGUCAUUUGCCAACCAUGCGUCAACAAAUUCAUGACUCCGCACGAUGCACCGGACCCACACGCCUCGAAAGAAGAACAGGAGCAGACCGCUGCCCUACAUGGGCGAAUUCUAUGCUACGUCUGCGAGACGGAUGUUACGCCGUCAAAUGACAGUAACAAGGAUUCCGCGUCGUCGGGGAAGAAGAAAAAGAAGGAUAAGGAGGGUAUCCGGCCUGGCUUGGUGGAGGUGAGCUCCGAAGGGACAGGGUUUGCGGGGAGAGGCGGGAAUGUUGCAACUAAGUCGGGGGUUGCCUUUCAGUGUUGAUAUGGUCUGCUUACAAGUCAGUAUUGGCGUGGAGUUGGUGAGUGGUUUGAUGCUGGGUUCAGUGUGUGUGGAUAAAAGCCGCGCUGGGGCGCAGAAGUUGGGUUAUCAACAGACUGCCUAGACAGCGCUAUGGCUAUAUAUCUAUAUCUAUAUCUAUACGACCCGGGUAAAACACAUCAUGUGC